Molecule: messenger RNA, 1941 nt
Organism: Neodiprion fabricii
Lineage: Eukaryota; Metazoa; Arthropoda; Insecta; Hymenoptera; Diprionidae
Product: protein MEMO1
Exons: 9
Coding region: 167-1057 (296 amino acids)
Source: RefSeq, a predicted model, not a curated record
AAGUAUUUUGCAUCUAUUUGAACGGGCAAAUGCAAUUUUCGGCGAAGUAAUCUGUCAUACAAUUUUUCGUUGCCGACCGUUCUAAGUUGCCUAACAUGGACAAGAAUUACAAAUAACGUCAGACGCCUCGAAAAUCAGGGAUAACUAAGAAAAUUAAUAUUCAACAAUGGCAGUGACCAGAAGGGCGUCGCACGCUGGUAGCUGGUAUACGGAUUCUGGCACUGAGCUGAAUAAGCAAUUGGGCAGCUGGUUGAAUGCUGCAGAUUUGACCCAUGGACCAGCCAGAGCAAUUAUCGCCCCUCAUGCAGGCUAUUCCUACUGCGGAGCAUGCGCUGGAUUCGCUUAUCGGCAAAUCAGUCCUGUCGUUGUCCGCAGGAUAUUUAUUUUAGGGCCGUCCCACCAUGUGAGGUUGGCAGGAUGUGCUCUCUCCUCUGCAUCUGUUUAUCGAACACCUCUGUAUGAUCUACAUAUAGAUCAACAAGUUUACAGAGAACUAGAAGAAACUAAUCAAUUUGAAUGGAUGGAUAUGAACACCGACGAGGAUGAGCAUAGCAUCGAGAUGCAUUUACCUUACAUUGCCAAAGUUAUGGAGGACUUCAAGGGCUCCUUUACUAUAAUUCCAAUUUUAGUAGGAUCCUUAAACCCAGAUAGAGAAGCUGCUUACGGAAAUCUACUUGCCCCUUAUUUGGCUGAUCCACAAAGCUUAUUUAUUAUAUCAUCUGACUUCUGCCAUUGGGGUCAGCGUUUUCGUUAUACUUACUAUGAUCGUUCGUGUGGACCCAUACAUAGAUCCAUCCAAAAUCUCGAUAAAAUGGGUAUGGACAUAAUUGAAACAUUAAAUCCACCUGCUUUUACCGAUUAUCUUAAAAAAUAUGGAAAUACUAUAUGUGGAAGACAUCCAAUUGGAGUGCUUUUGCAGGCUAUCAGCAGUUUAAGAAGUAAUACUAAUGGCCAAAAGAUGAACCUUAAGUUCCUCAAAUAUGCUCAAAGCAGUCAAUGUAAUAAUAUGAGUGAUAGUUCUGUUAGUUAUGCCAGUGCUGCGUUGUUACUUGAGUGAUGUGAUACUAUCUGAGGUUUAUGCGAAUCGCAAGGUACUCAUAUGAAAUUGAAAAAUUAUUUACUAAUUAAUAGCAGUGUAUGUAGUAACAUUACAGCGAACACAGUGUAUACUGUGAUCAGACUUGAAUGUUAUAAUUAUCUAUCAUGCAGUUGACUGAAAUUCAGAAGGUAUUUGUUCUCAUUUUAAGCCAAGAAUAUAUAGUGGAGAUUGUGGAUUAAAAAACUAAUUCUUUUCAUAUAGCAACAACGUAAAUUAUUCAAAGGAGGUAAAUUCAACGAGGCUCACUGAGGUGUUUUGAGCUUGCAUUUGAAGUAUUUUCAACUUGACGUAUAUCAUAGAAAGGUUAAUUUUUUGGUCUUAAUUUUCUUUUUUACAUCCUAAAAUAAAAUAAAUGUGGACAUAGCUUACUUACUAGAUAAUUUAAUGGCUGAUUUCUAAUUUAUAGUUAAGGGCUAUGUACACACAUGUAACAAUAUGCAUACAUACGACCUUGCUGGACAAUUACUAUAUAAGAAUUUUCUAUUUUGGUAAUAUUAUCAUUACUCUAUAUGUAUUUAUUCCGGUAAUUUUGUUACAAAAAUGAAUUUUCUGCCAAUAUUGUGUAAAAUCUUAAUUUGGCUUACUACUUAGAUUGCUGACUCUCCUUUAAAUUCCUAGAAAAUUUCGUUCGUAUGCGUGUUUAAUUAAUAGUUACAUGCUUGACUUAUUUUCAGUUGUAGAGCAGGUUUCUAAUCAGUACGUUAUAAAUUAAUGAUAUAUUAUAUUUUGCAAGCUACUUACAUAUUUACCAGUCAGUACAGAUGUAAAAGACGUGCAAUACUAUGAUAUUUCUCACAAUCUGUGUUGGAUUCUAAUAAAUUGCUUGUCUUGUGUAUUACUCA